UUGCCCGAUGACAUUGAGGCUGCCGAGUGCCAGUUGGCUACCUUCUUCGCACAGGUGGAGUUCAUCGCCUCCGACGUUCCGGGACGGUUCAUAUCCUCCAUUUCGCCCGACUAUCACGAGGUCCGUUUGGCGUUGCUGGCUCAGGUAAUGGAUGAGUCCCGCCACCUUGACGUGUUCCGCAAGCGGGCUCUGGCCAACGGCGGCGGUCUUAUGCGUAUGAUUGACAGCGUCAGCGAUGUGGUGGGCGGCAGCACCGACAACGCCCGCGAGUUCACCGAGUUGUCGUCCCGUUUGCACAUUACCGGAGAGGGCAACGUUCUGACCCUGUUCCGGUUAGGCGAGUUGAUGGCUUACAACGAAGCUGAGAAGGCCAUCUACCGCCGGUGCGCCCAGGACGAGGCCAGGCACGUCGCCAUCGGCGUGCUUCACCUGCGCUACAUGAACGAGUUCAGUCCGGAGCGCCGGGAAGAGAUCCAUGGCUACUUGGACGAGGGCGAGAGCCGCCAAGCCACCGGCGCCGGUGGAGAGAACCCCGCGGGACAGCAACAGCUCACCAGCCAAGCUUUGGCGGUGUUGCUGGGCGGCGGCAAGGACAAGAUUGACGAGGGGCAGAAGCUUCUGAUGGCUAUCAGGCAGCGCCAAGCCAAAGAGUACUUCCAGCGUCUCAAGUCGGCAGGCUUUGACGACCGGAUCGCCAACGGCCGCGUGAACCCCGCUUUGAUGGAGGCGUACAACGCCGCUCCGUAG
This is a messenger RNA of Geodia barretti, 747 nucleotides long. The record is from the annotation of a GenBank genome assembly. NCBI's taxonomy places the organism in Eukaryota, Metazoa, Porifera, Demospongiae, Tetractinellida, Geodiidae.